CGUUUGUUUGCUUGUAUUUUGUUUUCUGGAAAACAUUUUUAUCAUUUUCCACCAUUUAUUUGGUGGAAAACAAAUUCCCACUGUAAAAGCUUUUCCAAAAUUGGGGAAAAUUGGCUCCUUCUUUAGGGAAAAUGUCUUACACUUUUUCUUUCAGUAAGACAUUAAGUGUAAGACAUUUCCCAAAACACAGGAAAAUUUUUUUCCCCUUUCCUCUUCCCCUUCUCCUUCCCCUUAGAUUGCAAAAGAGAAAAAUUUACAAAUAGAAACUGAAGGAAGAGUCUGGAAAAGGCAAUGCUAAGCAUAUAUAGCAAGAAAGAUUCUCUUUCUUUUAAUCUUUCAUUGAAUUUUUUUUUAUUGAUUCACAAAGUGAAAAUUAAAGACAAAAACCAUAGCUGAUGGACAGGGGAAGAUGGAAGAGAGGGGUGGUGUCUCAUGGAAUGCUGUCGUUGUUAGCUCUUCACCCCGUCAACGAAUAUUAUCGACUGCCGUGGAAGCCGCCAGUCACUGCCGUUCUUCUCGCCGCCAACACUCUGAUUUUUCUCAGGCCUUCUUUUUUAGAUUCUCUCCUCCCUUUUGUUGAUGAGGUUUGGUUCAAUCCUCAUCUUAUUCUCAAGCUGGAGGAAUUCCGUUAGAAAAAAGCAGUCGAGAAACCAAUAAGGCAGCAUAUACCCCCCAAACCAAUGUUUCUGAUGUUAGCUUAAAUGAAAAACAGCA
Messenger RNA from Gossypium arboreum, 714 nucleotides. Its product is annotated as rhomboid-like protein 14, mitochondrial. Bases 396 to 632 code for a protein of 78 amino acids. The record is from RefSeq and is a predicted model, not a curated record. Lineage: Eukaryota; Viridiplantae; Streptophyta; Magnoliopsida; Malvales; Malvaceae. The transcript has 2 exons.